Alternaria postmessia is the source of this 2085-nucleotide messenger RNA. RefSeq lists its product as uncharacterized. The record is from RefSeq and is a predicted model, not a curated record. Lineage: Eukaryota; Fungi; Ascomycota; Dothideomycetes; Pleosporales; Pleosporaceae. Gene Ontology annotation, molecular function: oxidoreductase activity; zinc ion binding; RNA binding. The transcript has 5 exons. Bases 1 to 2085 code for a protein of 694 amino acids.
AUGGGUCAUGAGUUUACCGGCCACGUUCACGAAGUAGGUUCAUCGAUUAAGACACUCAAAGUCGGGGAUCGUGUUGUUUCGCCAUUUACAACCUCCUGCGGCGAAUGUUUCUACUGUACCCACGGCUUCUCUUCGCGAUGUGUCAAGAGCCAGCUGUUUGGCUGCCCUGCCCUAGAUGGCGGCCAGGCGGAAUAUGUCCGAGUCCCUCUAGCCGACUCGACGGCCGUCAAAGCACCAUCGGGCAUCAAAGACGAGGCCCUAGUUCUUAUGGCAGAUAUAUUUCCAACAGGCAUGUUCGCAGCUAAGAACGGCUUCCAAUACUCCACGCCAGAGGAGAUCAAGGACAGUGUCGUCGUGCUCAUUGGCUGUGGCCCUGUAGCUCUCUGCGCACUUUGCAACAUCACCGACUACAAGCCAAAACAUAUCCUCGCUGUUGACUCUGUUCCCUCUCGCCUGGAACUCGCCAAGUCCCUGGGUGCAGAGCCCUGGAACUUUCAAACUGAUCGCGAGGGCCUGGACAAACGUGUCAAAGAGCUCACAGAGGGUCGCGGUGCAGACAUUAUCAUUGAAGUUGUCGGACUUUCGCCUGCCCUUCGCAUGGGUUAUGAGCUUGUCCGACCUUGGGGUGUCAUCAGCUCUGUUGGUGUGCAUAAUGGCGAGAUACCCUGGACCGGCAAUGAAGCAUACAACAAGAACGUUAGGGUUCAGAUGGGAAGGUGUCCGGUGAGAAGUGUGUUCGAGGAGGCUUUGGAAAGCUUAAAGCGGCAUCAGGAAAAGCUUGGAUUCAUGGCUGACAAGAUCAUGCCACUAAGCGAAGCCCUUGAAGGCUAUGACUUGUUCGAUAAGAUGAAGUCUGGAGAGUUUCGACCCGUCCUCCUCACCCUCUCCACCCCACUACACCUAGGUCUCGUUUCCGUCUCCACAACACAACUUCGUCUCUUCGCUUCCCUAGACCAUCUCCACAACAUGUCCUCAGAAGAGCCCCAACCCGGUCCCGGUCAAGAUGCCAGCCGCGUCGCCGACCAACUGGACCGCCUCAACAUCGACGGUGAGGGCGAAGUAGCCCCGCGCACCGAAGAGGAAUACGCCGAGUCGCAGCUCACCCUUCGAGCCAUUGUUUCGUCCAAGGAGGCCGGUGUCAUUAUUGGCAAGGCGGGCAAGAACGUUGCUGACCUGCGCGACGAGACUGGCGUGCGCGCCGGUGUCAGCAAGGUCGUUCAAGGUGUUCAUGACCGUGUCCUCUCCGUCACUGGCAGCCUCUCUGGCAUCGCCAAGGCAUAUGGCCUAGUCGCCAAAGGUCUGCUCGAAGGCGCUCCUGCAAUGGGCAUGGGCGGCGUUAUCCGCACGGACGGCACUCAUCCUGGUACCAAGCUAACUUCUGUAGCCAUCCGCCUGCUCAUCUCGCACAACCAAAUGGGUACCAUCAUUGGUCGCCAGGGCCUGAAGAUCAAGCAGAUUCAGGAUGCCUCUGGCGUUCGUAUGGUUGCGCAGAAGGAGAUGCUCCCCCAGUCCACCGAGCGCAUCGUCGAAGUCCAAGGAUCGCCUGGCGGUAUCGAGAAGGCUAUCUGGGAGAUUGGCAAGUGCCUCAUCGACGACUCCGAGCGCGGCUACGGUACUGUCCUCUACAAUCCUGCCGUCAGGGUUCAGCCUGGCGCUGGCCCCGUCCCACUAUCCAACGGUGGUGGUGCACCUAGCGGUGGUAUGGGCGGACGCUCGUACAACCGCACUGGUCAUGGCGCUGAUUUCAGUGAUUCGCCUCCUGCCUUUUCCCGACGAUCUGGCUCCGAUGCCGCGAGCAGGCCUCCGCCCCCAACGCAUACCGAAGAUGGCGAAGAGAUGCAGACUCAGAACAUCAGCAUCCCAUCUGACAUGGUUGGCUGUAUCAUUGGACGCGGCGGUAGCAAGAUCAGCGAGAUUCGCAAGACCUCCAACGCCCGUAUCUCCAUUGCGAAGGCACCCCAUGACGACACUGGCGAGCGCAUGUUUACCAUCACUGGUAGUGCCAGUGCUAACGAGAAGGCGCUCUAUCUUCUCUAUGAGAACCUUGAGGCUGAAAAGAUGCGUCGCAGCCAGGCCCAGGAGUAG